AUGGCCCAGCGAGCACGUGGCCGCGAGAACGCACGGCCCUCCUCUUCGGACGACGAGUGGCGCACCGUGCAGGACCUCUCCAACAAAUCCGUCAGCCUCAAGACGCUCCAGCGACUGCCCGUGUCCCUCACGUGCCUCGACCUCAGCCGCUGCGGCCUCGAGUCCGCCAGGCCGCUGCGGGCGCUCGUCUCUCUCGAGCUCCUCAACAUGAGCUACAACCGGCUCAAAACUGUGCUGGACCUGCAGCCGCUCUCCGGGCUGACGGUGCUCUACCUGCGCUCCAACCGGCUCACGUCCAUCACGCCGCUGUCUGGCCUCGCGCGGCUCCGCUCGCUCGACCUCGAGUGCAACUGUAUCGGCUCGCUCGACGCUCUCGCGCCGCUCUGGAACCUCGUCCAGCUGCGCGAGCUGCGGCUGCGCGGCAACCUGCUGCCAGAGAGGUCCUACCGCGCAGAGUGCCGCGAGCGCCUGCCCGCACUCCGCAUGCUCGACGGCGCGGCCGCCUCUCCUCCGGCCGCCGCCGCCCCGACGCCGCCCACGCGCGUGGCUCCUGGCUCGGCGGCUGCGGCGCCCGUCGGCGGCGUCUGGGCCGUGGCGCGAGCCGCCGAGGCGGCGGGGUGGACGCCGGGGCCAGCCGACGCCGCCGCAGCUGCGCACCGCCAGCCUCCCGCAGGACUGUCCAGGGCGGAGGCCGCGGAGCUCGCCGCCCUGCGGUCCGAGGCGGAGGCGCUGCGCCGUCGGCUUGGCGGCGACGAGGGCCGUGCCGUCGCCUCCGAGGCGGAGCGGGGCACCGGAGGAGCAGCUUCCACGGCGCCGGAGGAGCUUGCGAGCUUGCGGCGCGAGGUCGCGGCGCGCGCGGCGGCGGAGGAGGAGCUCCGCUCGCAGCUCGGCUCGGCCGCGCGGCUGGAGGCGUCCGCGGCCGCGCAGGACAACACGGCGGGAAUGGCCGUGUUGCGCACGCAGCUGGAGAGUGUGCAGCUGCAGCUCGCCACGCAGCAGGCGCUGCACGAGUCGCUCAGUCGCGAUUCGUCACAGACGGCCGCGCGGUUGCGGGAGGAGGCCGAGGCGCGGGAAGCGCUCGCGCUGGAGGCGGGGGCGGCCGACCUCGACGCCGCGCGCUCGGAGCUCGACGAAGCGCGCUGGGAGCACGAGCAGCAACGCGAGAGGCGUAGCGGGGAGGCGAGGCUGCUCUCCUCGGCGCUGGCAGACUCGGAGCGGGAGGCGGAGGCGCUGCGAGCCCAACACUCCGCCGCAGCCGCCGAGGUGCAGGCGGCGCUCGCGUGCGCCGACGGCGCGGCGCAGUCCGAGGCGGCGGCCGCGGCGGCUUGCACGAGGACGUCGAAGGCAGGCGGCGCCGCGCCAGCCGAGGCUUGCGACGCGGAGGCGGAGCGCGCGGCCUUGCGAGCGGAGCUGCAGGCGGAGCGCGAGUGUGGCGAACGGCAGCGCGAGGAGGCGGAGGCGCUCCGCGACCGGCUGCAGGCCGCCUCCCGACAGCUGCAGGCCGCCUCGGCGGCGACGCUCUCGGCCGAGGCCGAGGCGGCGACUGCGCGUGCCGCGGCCACGCAGGCGGACGAGCGAGCAGCGCUCGCUGCGGACCGCAGAGAGGGGGCCGAGCUGAGCGCGCUGCGGGCGGAGCUCGCCGCGCUGCGCCGGUACGAGUCGACUGUGCAGGCGCUCUCAGGCCACAUCUCGCGCAUCGGCGCUGAGCGGGGGCAGCUGGCGGGCAUGCUCAACCACGCGACGACGGCGCUCCGGGCGAGGGACGAGAUGUUGCUGCUGCGGCGCACCCGCCAGCACGAGGCGCGGCCCGGGCACCUCGUCUCACUCGAGGCCGACCUGUCCGCGCUGGCCGCCAGGCUCGCGGGGAAGUAA
This is a messenger RNA of Emiliania huxleyi CCMP1516, 1872 nucleotides long. RefSeq lists its product as hypothetical. NCBI's taxonomy places the organism in Eukaryota, Haptophyta, Isochrysidales, Noelaerhabdaceae. The transcript has 5 exons. The record is from RefSeq and is a predicted model, not a curated record. The coding region runs from base 1 to 1872 and encodes 623 amino acids. Gene Ontology annotation, cellular component: cytoplasm. Gene Ontology annotation, molecular function: protein binding.